ACGUUUGAAGAUUCUUUUAAUUGCUCUUACAGGUGUUUCUAACAAAAUUUUAGUUUUAGAAGCAUUUCGAACAAAAGCAAUGACAGAUAUUAGUAUAAAUGUUUAAUUGAAUAUAAAUUAAGCAAGUCUAGUGUUUAAAUAUACAAUUUUAGAUUAUAAAAGUAUUACAAAUUUCGCUGCUGUUUAAAUGAACGAUAGUUACACUCAUCACCCAGGCAACAUUACAAACUAAUAAAAAAAUCAUAAACAGGAAGGAAAAAUGAAACAGACGACAUAAAAACAAACAUAAAAGUUUAAUAUGAAACGAAAUCUUAUAACAUUAAUUAAAUUAGCCUUCUUAGCAUCAGUCGUUAUCUGCUUAGUUAUUUUAUUCUUCAAGUCAAAACAACAACCGAAAGAUUUCUAUCGAUCAGCAAAAAUCCAACAACAUCCCAAACAUGGAUCGUUCUUUAGUGGAAGGCCAAAGAAUGUUAAUGGAAAGAAGAUCGACUGGCACGAUUACAAUUUGAUAAGUGAUGAGCAAAGUAGGAAAGGUUUGGGUGAACAAGGAAAAGCUGAGCAACUUGAUCAAAGUAACAAAACACUUCAAGACAAACUCUUCCAUGAAAAUGGAUUUAAUGCUUUGUUGAGUGACAAAAUAUCAUUGAAUCGUUCUGUGCCAGAUAUUCGUCAUCCAGGAUGUCGCGAUAAAAAUUAUUUAAAUGAGUUGCCAUCAGUUAGCGUCGUUGUGCCAUUUUAUAAUGAACAUUGGAGCACAUUGCUUCGCACAGUUUAUUCAGUCAUUAAUCGAUCACCUCGUGAACUUCUCACCGAGAUAAUUCUUGUUGAUGAUUAUUCAACAAAAGAGUUUCUUAAAGACAAACUUGACAGAUUUGUCGAUGCAAACUUACCGAAAGUUAAAGUGAUUCAUCUUCCAGAACGAGGUGGAUUGAUAACAGCACGCUUAACUGGAGCAAAAGCAGCCACUGGUGAUGUAUUAAUCUUCUUAGAUUCCCAUACAGAAGCCAACAUUAAUUGGUUGCCGCCACUUCUCGAACCAAUCGCAGAAGAUUAUAAAACAUGCGUUUGUCCUUUCAUCGAUGUGAUUGCUUACGAUACUUUCGAAUAUCGAGCACAAGAUGAAGGUGCAAGAGGUGCAUUUGAUUGGAAAUUCUUCUACAAACGUUUACCAUUACGUAAAGAAGAUUGCGACCACCCGACAGAACCUUUUCCAUCGCCUGUCAUGGCUGGAGGUCUUUUCGCAAUUUCAACAAAGUUCUUCUGGGAACUUGGCGGUUACGAUCCUGGCCUCGAUAUUUGGGGUGGCGAACAAUAUGAAUUAAGCUUCAAGAUUUGGCAAUGUCAUGGACGAAUGGUUGAUGCACCUUGUUCAAGAGUUGGUCACAUCUACCGAGGCUACGCGCCAUUCUCUAACGUUCGUUCGAAAGAUUUCCUUUCAAUCAAUUACAAACGUGUUGCUGAGGUUUGGAUGGAUGAAUAUAAAGACUAUUUAUAUGCGAGAAGUCCUGGAAAAUAUGAGAAAAUUGACGCUGGAGAUUUAACAGCGCAGAAAGCCAUAAGAGAAAAGUUGCAAUGCAAACCAUUUAGUUGGUUCAUCAAAGAGAUUGCACCAGAUUUAGUUGAGAAAUAUCCUCCAGUUGAUCCACCAGAUUUCGCAUCUGGAGCGAUACAAUCGAUUGCAAAUCCAUCAUAUUGUGUUGACACUUUAAGUCAUGGUGACAAAGAGAAAAUCGGUUUGUAUUAUUGUGCAAAUGAUAAAAAGAAACCACAUGCGACGCAAUUUUUUGCAUUAAGUUGGCAACGUGACAUAAGAAUUAAGCAUGGUGAGUCAUGUUGGGAUGUUUCGGAGAGUGGCGAAGCGCCAAUUCUUCUCUUCGGUUGUCACGGCAUGCAAGGCAAUCAACUCUGGAAAUAUGACCAGAAAAUGAAGCAUAUCAUUCAUCUUCACUCAAGUCGAUGUCUUCAAGGAGAUUUUGAUGAGAAAAAAGUAUUCGUAAGCAAAUGCAAGCGUGAUGAGAAGAAUCAGAAAUGGAAUUUUGGAUUUGUUAACACGACAGCACUUGACGAUUGGGAGAAUUCUGGUUCGAGAAUUAUUUAAUGACUGACAAUGACAACACAAGCAAUUGUAUCAUAAUUAAGCAGACACUUUCAUGUAUAGAAAUCAGAGCUUGGAAUCCUUAAAACAAAUAAAAAAUCUUCCAAUUUCAUUAAUUCCAAUCCCAAGCCCUGUAACGUUCACAUUCUAAACAGUAAAGAACAGGAAUUACAUUUACUUAUCUUAAGCCGAUGUUGCAAUGUUUUGUUAAUAUAGAAACGUAGAAUUGUUAUUUUUGCUGUAAUUGGUAACGUAAAGUCGCUGAUUAAAAAUAAUUAAAAACAAACUAAAAUGAGCUGUUUGUAUGAAUAAUCAGGUUUCGCUACUUAAAUCUUAAGUAGCUUCACACACGCAUUAAAGCAAUUUUAAAUCAUGAGUGAACUUUUUCAGGGUCAUGACACGUAAAACUUUAUUAGACUUGCAUGU
This is a messenger RNA of Clunio marinus, 2521 nucleotides long. The record is from the annotation of a GenBank genome assembly. Lineage: Eukaryota; Metazoa; Arthropoda; Insecta; Diptera; Chironomidae.